Molecule: messenger RNA, 1414 nt
Organism: Boleophthalmus pectinirostris (great blue-spotted mudskipper)
Lineage: Eukaryota; Metazoa; Chordata; Actinopteri; Gobiiformes; Gobiidae
Gene: prokr1a
Product: prokineticin receptor 1a
Exons: 6
Coding region: 148-1251 (367 amino acids)
Biological process (GO): neuropeptide signaling pathway
Cellular component (GO): membrane
Molecular function (GO): neuropeptide receptor activity
Source: RefSeq, a predicted model, not a curated record
UGUGUGAGGAUCGUAACCGGACUAACCCGGGUCUGUGUGAGGAUCGUAACCGGACUAACCCGGGUCUGUGUGAGGAUCGUAACCGGACUAACCCGGGUCUGUGUGAGGAUCGUAACCGGACUAACCCGGAGAUGGUGCAGGACCAGGAUGAGCUCCAACCUGAGCUCAGAGACGAACUUCUACGAGAACGACGUGGAUUAUCAGGUGUCGUUGGAGGACGUGGGCGGUCCGGGGGGCGUGGUCUUCUCGUGGGCGGCGGGGGUGAUGGCGGCGGCGUUGGUGCUCAUCAUGGCGGUGUGCGGUCUGGGGAACCUGGUCCUGGUCCGGUCCCUGGUCCGGUCCGGGGGUCCUCGGUCCCUGGCGGGGAGACUGGUCCUGCACCUGGCCCUGUCGGACGCGCUGGCGGCUCUGUGCUGCCCCCUGCUGUUGGAUUAUUACACGGUGCGCGGGCUCAGCUGGAGGUUCGGGUGGAGCGUCUGCGCCGCCGUCGGGUACGUGCGGGCGCUCUCCCUCCACGUGUCCACCAACGCCCUGCUGGGCAUCGCCCUCGACAGGUACCUGGCGAUCGUGCACCCUUUGCGGCCGCGCUGUCACCGUUCUUGGCCCGUGGUCGUGGGGGUCUGGUUGGUCCCGGCUCUGGUCUCGGUCCCCGUGGUCCUCACCUCGGCUCAGACUCAGUUCUCCGGAGCGGAUGGAGUCGUGAAGACCUUCUGUGGUCAGGUGUGGAGUGUGGACCAUCGUUCUCUGUAUCAGACCUACUUCCUGUCUGUGAUGAUCCUUCAGUUCCUGUUUCCUGUCGGGGUCAUGACCUUCUGCUACAGCCAAGUCUGCAGAGAACUCUGGUUCAAGACGGUCCCGGGGUUCCAGACGGCUCAGGUCCGGUUGCGUGUUCUGGGUCGGCGUAGGACGGUCCUGGUCCUGGUCCUGGUCUUGGUCUUGUACGUGGUCUGCUGGAGUCCGUACUACAUCUUCUCUCUGCUGCGAGACUUCCACUCGUCCUUCAUGUCCUCGCAGAGACACGGACUCACCGUCUUCUACGCCGUCGACUGUCUCGCCAUGUCCAACGGCGUCAUCAACACGCUCGCCUUCGUCUGGGUCAAGAGACCGGACCGGACCGGGACCGGACCCGGGUCCAGGACCGGGACCAGACUCAGACUCAACACUUUCACCGAGACCAAGUCCAACGUGGAGGACAACCGCACCACGUCCACCAAGGGGACGGAGACCGAGACUAGGAGAGGACUCGUUUAGACCUGGUUUAGUUCUGGUUUAGACCUGGUUUAGUUCUGGUUUAGUCCUGGUUUAGACCUGGUUUAGUUCUGGUUUAGUCCUGGUUUAGUCCUGGUUCAGUCCUGGUUUAGACUUUGUCUUUUUAUUUGUAAAAUGUCUUUUAAUUUUUUUUUUACACAAACAU